UUGUUGAGCAUUUAAAUAUAAAACAAUUGUUUAUGUGAAAGUCUGCAAGAAAGCACAUAAGGAAUUCUUAACAAUACAGUUUAAUUGCUUAAUAUUUUUCCUUCUGGAAAUACUUUAAGAAAGGUAUCUGAAUUCUACAAUUCUCAGAAUUUUUGAGUUUUACACGAUAAUUCAUUUCUAAAAUGGCAAGUCAUACUUCAAAUAGCAAAAAUUAUAAUAUGAAACUUAUUGAUACUCUCUAUAAUCAGGUUCCAGCUUUUACAGAUGUAUUUGAUGAAGAAACAUGGUAUAUUUUUGUUGCCUGCUUUGUAGCAGGAACAUUUUUAGUUGCAUUCAUUCUUUCUAGAUUUAUUACACUGAAGCCUGUAGAAUAAAUUUACAGUGUUGUUUCAAAUAUCAUAAUUUAUAUUCAUAAAGAAGGCAUCAAAUACAUUCACCAAAUUUUAUUAACAUUAUAUUAUGAUAAUAAAAUUUUAUAUAUGUUCUAUAUAAUAUGUAAAUGUAAAACAAUAUAACAUUAUAUUACAAUAAAUUAGAAUAUAUAAUGUUAUAUUGAAGUACUUUCAAUUACUCGAAACAUUUAUUUAGUAGUCAUAUUAUUUUCUAUUAUAAAGCAUUAAUUAAUUACUUUUAUGUAUGUAAUCUUUUGUGCUUUGAUCAUGCAACCUAUCGGAUAGAUUGAUGCUUAUACAAAGCUUUCAUAAUUGUAUUUUUGUAAUUUUAGUGAAUAUUAAAUAAUCUGUACCUCCAAUGUAAUAAAAGAUAUCUAAUAUAUAAUAAUAAAAAAAUGGACAAAAUA
Molecule: messenger RNA, 799 nt
Organism: Bombus pyrosoma
Lineage: Eukaryota; Metazoa; Arthropoda; Insecta; Hymenoptera; Apidae
Exons: 1
Coding region: 183-374 (63 amino acids)
Source: RefSeq, a predicted model, not a curated record